Messenger RNA from Fraxinus pennsylvanica, 591 nucleotides. NCBI's taxonomy places the organism in Eukaryota, Viridiplantae, Streptophyta, Magnoliopsida, Lamiales, Oleaceae. The record is from the annotation of a GenBank genome assembly.
AUGGAGUCUCACGGAGCCGGACUCCGCCGCGUUCUGCUCCUGUCCGUUUGUGUCGCUGGCAUUUGGUCCGCUUACAUUUACCAAGGCGUCCUCCAAGAGACAGUGUCGACUAAGAGAUUUGGUGCUGACAAGAAGAGGUUCGAGCACUUGGCAUUCUUGAAUCUAGCGCAAAACGUAUUCUGUUUGAUUUGGUCAUUUAUAAUGAUAAAGAUUUGGACAAAUGGUGGAAAUGGUGCUCCUUGGUGGAGUUAUUGGAGUGCCGGUAUCACAAACACGAUUGGCCCUGCUAUGGGGAUUGAAGCAUUGAAGUACAUUAGUUACCCUGCUCAGGUGCUGGCAAAAUCCUCAAAAAUGAUUCCAGUUAUGCUGAUGGGUACACUAGUUUAUGGAAUUAGAUAUACCUUUCCAGAGUAUCUCUGUACAUUACUUGUUGCUGGAGGGGUAUCCAUGUUCGCACUUUCAAAGACUAGCUCGAAGACGAUAAGCAAACUAGCACACCCCAAUGCUCCACUUGGAUAUGGGCUUUGUUUUCUGAACCUUGCUUUUGACGGAUUCACCAAUGCCACUCAGGAUUCAAUUACAGCCAGGUAA